Myodes glareolus (Bank vole) is the source of this 7409-nucleotide messenger RNA. The record is from RefSeq and is a predicted model, not a curated record. Lineage: Eukaryota; Metazoa; Chordata; Mammalia; Rodentia; Cricetidae.
UCAUCACUGAGGCACUGUUUCCACGCGAUCAGGGUUCCUCAGGCUUGACAUUCAAAAGUGGGUUGAGGGUGCGGAACCCGCGGCGCUCCGAGCGUGCUUUAAAGCGGCCGCCAGCCAGCGCCGCUGUGACCCCGCGCACCGGCUGCUGGCCGGUUCCCGAACUGCAUCUGCGCCGACGCGACCGAGCCAUCCCCGGGCCUCCCCGCGCCGGGAAUCUCCCGCCAUCCGCGCGGGUCCCCACGGCAAGGAACACGUGGAGCGGCCGCGGAGCCUGAACGAGAGCUGCAGCCCGAGCGGCCCGCGGCGACAUGGAAGAUAUACAAGCAAAUGCGGAGCUGAAAGGUGCCGAGGAGCAGCCUUUGCCCACAGAAAGCCCAGAAACCUUGAGUGACUACAGUUUAAGCAAACCUCAUGAAGUAGAAAAUAUGGACAGUACCGAAGCCCCAACCAACGAAGACGAAGAAACAGGAGAAGACGCCAUGAAAGUGAAAGAUGAAUACAGCGAAAGAGAUGAGAGCAUUUUGAAGCCGGAGCCCCUGGGAAAUGCAGAAGAGAGCGAGAUUCCUUACGGCUAUGUGAGAGAGUAUAAUGAAUAUGAAAACAUUAAGCACGCUCCGUACGACGGUGGCAGGCCGAGCAGUGGGAAGAUGAACUGCGAUGUGUGCGGAUUGUCCUGCAUCAGCUUCAAUGUCCUGAUGGUUCAUAAGCGAAGCCAUACUGGUGAACGUCCGUUCCAGUGUAAUCAGUGCGGGGCAUCUUUUACUCAGAAAGGCAACCUCCUCCGUCACAUUAAGCUACACACAGGGGAAAAGCCUUUCAAGUGUCACCUCUGCAACUACGCAUGCCAAAGAAGAGACGCGCUCACGGGACACCUUAGGACACACUCUGUGGAGAAACCCUACAAGUGUGAAUUCUGCGGACGGAGCUACAAGCAGAGAAGCUCCCUGGAGGAACACAAGGAGCGGUGCCGCACGUUUCUCCAGAAUUCCGACCUGGGGGAUGCCACAAGUGUGGAGGCAAGACACAUCAAAGCGGAGAUGGGAAGUGAAAGAGCGCUCGUUCUGGACAGAUUAGCAAGCAAUGUGGCAAAACGGAAAAGCUCGAUGCCUCAGAAAUUCAUUGGGGAGAAGCGGCACUGCUUUGACGUCAGCUACAACCCUAGCUACGCCUAUGAGAAGGAGACUGAGAUGAUGCAGACCCGAAUGGAGACUGAGAUCAUGCAGACCCGAAUGAUGGACCAAGCCAUCAACAGCGCCAUCAGCUACCUUGGGGCUGAAGCCCUGCGCCCCUUAGUCCAGACUCCGCCUGCUCCCACCUCUGAGAUGGUCCCAGUUAUCAGCAGCAUGUAUCCCUUAGCUCUCACCCGGGCUGAAAUGCCCAAUGGGGCUCCCCAGGAGCUGGAAAAGAAAAGGAUGCUCCUACCGGAGAAAAACUUGCCUUCUGAACGGGGUCUGUCCCCCAACAAUAGUGCCCACGACUCUACAGACACUGACAGCAACCACGAGGAUCGCCAGAAUCACAUCUACCAGCAAAGCCACAUGGUCCUUCCCCAGGCCCGCAACGGGAUGCCACUUCUGAAGGAGGUCCCUCGCUCCUUCGAACUCCUGAAGCCCCCUCCCAUCUGCCUGAGAGACUCCAUCAAAGUGAUCAGCAAAGGAGGGGAGGUGAUGGAUGUGUUCCGGUGUGACCACUGCCAUGUCCUCUUCCUAGAUUAUGUAAUGUUUACCAUCCACAUGGGGUGUCAUGGCUUCCGUGACCCUUUCGAGUGUAACAUGUGUGGCUACCGAAGUCACGAUCGCUACGAAUUCUCCUCUCACAUUGCCAGAGGAGAGCACAGAGCCAUGUUGAAGUGAGCAUCAGUCUCCGAGCUCACAAUCUAAGGGCCAACGUUGUUUUGUUUUAAAACUGAUGAUAGCCUUACCCUGGAAGCUGAACUCAAACCCACAGUCCUGCCCAGUUAUGUUAGCAUUCAGUCAUAUUCACACGAACAAUCAGGGAAACACUGUCUUCAUCCAGAAACGGUUUGCAAAGCCAUCACGUUACUCUGUGAAACCUUCCUUUCCCAUCAGUUGAAUUUGAUGGGAUUUAAAAGCCAAAGAAGUAUCUGGUUCAUUAUCUUUUGUAGCAAUAGACAGCCGUCCGCUGGAGCUCAUUGCCAACUGGAACAGUCUUCAGUGGGCUGCAGGAGACAUUCGCUGGGAUAUAGCAGCCAUAUGCGGAAAAGCCUUUUGAUCCUAUGCCCAGAUCCACACAGUGGAAGAGCUGACCAGCUGCCCUUGCCCUUGGGCACUAGCAUGAGGCAGAAGGGUUAGGACCUAACCUCCCCCUCCCUUCCCAGUCUAACGGUAAGAUAGGGACCGCCAUAGAGUAAGGACCUGCUGCCAGGAAUGGAAGAGCCUACCCUCGGAGCUUCAGUUCGCUUCCUGUCACACAAACAAACAAAACAGAAGCCAUCUGAGGACCCUUCUGCUUCACCUGCCUGUCACCAGGGAACACCUGAGGUGAUCUGGCCUAAGCCAGCUCUCUGGAAGAAAAUUUUACCCAGAAGAACCAACCAACACUUUUAAAUACUGAGUAUCACUGACACCCAGGGAUUAGCCACUGAGGGGCAGUGGCAUUUGUUUUUGUUUUGUUUUUGAUUGAGAUUGGCCAAGCAGGCUGGGGACAUAGCUCAGUGGUACAGUGUUUGCCAAGUUCAACCCCCAGGACCAGGGGACAAAAAGGAAAGAAAGAAAAGGGGGGGAAAGAAAGAUUGGCAGAGCAGUGUGUGUAAGGGCACGUGGGUUGUCACUGUUGUGCAGUACUGGGUGCAAACCCAAAGAACACCUGAAAGUGAUUUUGCACGCGCACAUACACAGGGGACCCAGAACAUGCCACUUCGCCUGCCCUGCCCCACAGGAGUGAGAGCAGGGCUACAGAAGUUCUGAUCAGGAUGCUGCGAGGUCACAUUAGACAUGGGUGGCUUUUAUUUCACUUUUAACCCUUGUUGCCUAGAUGGGGCCUCGAGCUCACUACUAGCUGAGGGUAGCCAGGACUCUGAUCCUCCUGCCUCAGCCUGCUGAGUGCUGGGGUGAGAGAUGACCACCAUCAGAAUGUCUGCUGUCUUAAACCGGAGCUGCCACAUUCCCUUAAAGAGUCUCGGAAGUCUGUCUCGCUCUGUAGACGGACUCUGUAGCUACACACAGGCACCGAGACAUCAAGGAAACCCGGAAUAGAGGUCAAAACACACGUGCACCAAGCUCCUAUCUGUUACUAAUUAGUGUGUGCUUUUGUACAAAUCAUUUAACUCUGAAAGCUAAACUUCCUCAACCAUAAAAUAAGAGUUGGAUUUAGACCUUCUUGAUUGUCCCUCCCGGCUUCAAUACACAAUUAUUCCGUAACCACAGGUUAUUUUUAAACCUCCUGAUGUGUGGGCACUAGGCAGAAGGGUCCAUACAUGAAAAUGUGUUUCAUAUCUCUUUGGUGUGAAAAUAUAAGUGUGUUAAGUUUUUCCUUCAGCCACUGAGUCAUGAACGUGAGGAGACUCUGAGGAGGAACAAAGAACAGGAAGGUGAUUUGGUCUUGCCAAAGUGUGCACACAAAUUGGCAUCCACAGCUACUUGCCGGGGCCCUUUUCUUCCUUUCCUUUUUAAGAAACUGGUCUUAGGGAAAAUAAGUUCUGCUUACAGGGACAGUUCCAUGGAGCCUAUUUACAAAUUAAGAGCUAGCUUUAUGAACAUUUCUGCCAGAGCCAAGAAUCCCGAGUUCCUGGUAGAUUAGCAUUUUCCUUCUAAAGAGCUUAUGGAUUGGGCUCUCGCUCAACUCAUUUAUGCAAUGCCAGUAAUUAAAACGUUCCACCUCAGACACACAAAUGGCUUAGCCUGCUUUGUAGCAUGGUGUCUGUCUCAGGGAACGGGGGUGGGGGGGCAUGAAGUUCCAUGGCAACAGUUCCGUGUGCCUGAGGCUUCAGUUAAAGGGCUGGGUGUCUUCAGCACCGCUGGAUCUUAGCAGAGCUGGAUCUGAGCUGUGCCACACUGUGCCCAUUGUGAAAGAGGACCUGCCUAUUCUAUGCUUGAGAUAGUUCACAUCCUGUUGACUUUAGGGGAGGAGGCGCGAUGGGAGGGAGGGAGGGAGUUGGAAAGCAGGGAAGCUAAGGAAAAGAUGCAGAGAUGGGCAUUUCCAUCCGAGUGCUGUUGAAGUCUGCUGUAGACACGUACACACACACACACACACACACACGCACAUGCACGUGUGUACAUUUUGUCAUCUCAAGAUGGUGAACUACCACUCUACCAGCCCAGAAACCUCCACAGAUCAGGACAGACUUGCUGGAUGGCUUCCAUCUCCUGAGGCCACCUUUACAGAGCCUUCACCUUCACAAAACCGUUCUGAGCCUGAGCAGGGGCCCUCAACUCCAGGUCCUGCUGAAGCUUGAAGAGUGUAGCAGCUGAGCUUGGUGGGGUGCCGUGGUUAGUGGGUGGUUAGCACUGCCGGUGCAUGUGUUCCUUGUGCUACCUAAGGGCCCCCCUUGAUGGAGGUGGGGCUGAAGUGAGAAGGGGUAGGGAUUUGCAUCCUCCGUGGGUCUGUGAAGUCCUGGGGGUAGCUUCGGCUUUCUCACACAGUCCCCCACACCAUGAGCUCUGUGGGUCUUUCCUUCCUUUCCCACCAGCCCUCUUAGACGCAGGCUCCAACCACACGCCCAAGGGGGCUGCAAACUGGGGACCAACCAAACCCACAAGAAGUUCCAUUGCAGCCAAAGUGACAGAGUUGGGGUGAGGGUGGAAAGAAGGGUAGAGCUAGCUCUCCAAAUGCUCUCGCCAUGUCAAAGUGCUGCCCAGAGCUCAGCAGAGGUAUCCUCCCAUCACCCCUCGGCAUUACCACCAGAAGAGGGAGAACGCCACCAAUCUUCAUAUGGCUUACAUCUCUCCUCCAGAGAAACAGUUCCCCGGGCACUGACAAGCCAGCUAGCCUUGUCUCUCCUGCUCAUUCUCAGCCCUUCCUGACUUUGCUUCUGUAUUCAUCCAUGACAGAAUCCCUCCCCUUUUAUGGACUAACCACUUUGGUUGGCCCAUCCAUAUUCACAGCACACCCCCCCUCCCAAGAAAAUGGCCCCAGGUGUCUUUUGCAAAGGGAUAUUUUAAAACACAAAAUCUUACUUAAUUGAAAUAUUAUGUAACUAACAAAUGUCACAUUGGCAGAGAAGUUUUCCAAGGAGCUGUGUAUCACUAUUCUCCUCGGCUUCUUUGUCCCCCUUACUAAAUAAAAGUGAAGACUUAGUAAGGGGACAAACCUUACUGCCAGGCUAGGGUGUAGCUCAGUGCAAGAAUACUUCUUGCCUAAUGCUAGCAUGAGAGAGGCCCUGGUUUCCAAGCCCAGCUGGAAGAGAAAGAGAUAGAUAGAUAGAUGAUAGAUAGAUAGACAGACAGACAGACAGACAGACAGAUGCAAAAAUUAUACUUUUGAAACAUACCCCAGGGCAGGCAGGAAGACCACAGGGAUAAAGGUGGUCCAUGGUCCUCACUGUGAAGUGCCCUCCACUGAAAAACAUGGGGCCUCUAGCAAGGCCUGGGAAACUGAGAAAAUUCAGACUUGUAAAAAAACAGCUUGAACAUUUUUGAGGUUUGAGGAUGCAGGAGCCUUGAAUUAAGACUUCUGCACUCAGGAAGGAAAAAGAGUGGAGAGAGGUUUUGUUUUUCUGUGGUUUUUUUUUUUGUUGUUGUUGUUGUUCUGUUUGUUUGGUUGGGUUUUUUUGGUCUAAAAAUCAUCACCAAGAGCCUCAGCAGAAAAUGAACCAUAUAUACUGUCAUGUUUUAAAGGAUAAAGAUGCUAUUUUAUACAGAAGGCUGUCCAGGAAACCUCAACAGUGUCCUGGGCAAAAAGAUGGGGAAAUUCUUCAAAUGUAGAAACCAAAGGCUGAACCCUGGCUACCCUAGGACUGUUUUCUAAGAAGGACCAAUCACGGGAAUAAUAAGUGUGUACAGAGAUGGGACCACUGGUUCUAAAGAAGAGCCUGGAAGACGGGUGUGGGCUUUGCCCUAGGGUUAGCUUAAGACCGUAGCUGUCUUACCCAUGCUGUAUCCUCCAUCACCCACCAAGCCAUCAAUAUGCUCAACAGGUCUUUGCCCUUUGAAGGAGCUGGAAGUGUUGUUCCCUCUAAACAUUCCAACUGUGGAUUGUCCUAUCCACUGAUAAUGUAUGACCUGUUGCCUGAAAUUGGAACGUUAAUGUUUUGAUUAAAUAUGUAAAGUCAUAAUGAUGUCUACCUUCCAGGGUGUACUGAGGUUUGCCAUAGUCUUGUCUAGAGAGAAAAGCUGCUUGUGGGGAGGGGUGUUAAACCGUCCAGUUAGACAUUUUCUGCUGUGAAUCCUGUGUCUGGUAAGAAGGACAUGAAUGGAUAGGUCAAGAUCAUGCGAGGGCCAGUGCCGUUGCAGAGGGAGGCCACUAAGGUCUAACUAAGAGUGUCUUUGUUAUGCUUCAUAAGGUUAGUGAAUACGCUGGCCCCUGGAGCCAAUGUAGAACACUCCAUGGUCUUUCUCUAGGUCAGCUUUGUUCCCUCCCUGUCUGUAAGAUCACAGUCAUCGGCUCUCGGAGUCUUGGAAUUCCCCCAUGCAGUCCUCACCCUCCAUCACUCCAGAGAACCCAUUCCCGGGAGCCCAGAGAGGAGCCCCACCGGACUCCCCAACUUGGUUUCUUUGCCUCCCCCAAAAGGCACACACGUGCUAACAUGGCAGGGAAAUGGGGCAGCCUUUGAAAAUGAUUGCUGUGGCUGCCAGUGACUCAUCGGUGAGGACUUUUCCAAGCCAGCAGGCCAGGUUCUUCCUGGUGGCCCUGCCUCUGUGGAUUCACGGAAACCAAAUUACUGUGGGUUGCAAAGAAUUAGCAGGUCAUUUUAAAAGCAGACAUGCCUUCACCCAGACUGUGGUUUCGUGUGCUCGGGUUCUCAGUCUGUGAGCACUGGGGACGAUCACUUUGGCUACUGGAAAAAACCAUAGCUUAUUUUUAAUUUCUGGUUGUCAAAGUCACCACACGUGUGGUCUGUGGAUGACCCUUGUCUGCAGAGUGAUGAAGGAGGAACAAAAGGUGCUUUGGGGCUCAGGGAACCCUCACCCACAAGUUACCACAAGGCCUGUGCUGUUGGCCGUGCCCUCUUGCCUGUGUUUCUCAGAAACAUCUCUUGCCAGUGGCGUCUCAUUUCCCUCCCCUGGAGUUUCACCUGAAUCCCACCAUUGGGAGCAUUCAUUGUACAGUACCUCCGCACUCCGUAAAGUCUGUCCAAAGUUCACUUGGAGUGAAGCCGCGCUAACCUCGUCAGAAUGUAAGGAUUGCAUCGCCUGUAUGAAACAGCUUGCUGAUACUGUCAAGUUUUCUCUACUGUGUUUGAUUUUUACCCUGAUAAAUAAAUAAAUAAAAUUCUGGUGUGUUUAAAAUUA